Molecule: messenger RNA, 342 nt
Organism: Coccomyxa subellipsoidea C-169
Lineage: Eukaryota; Viridiplantae; Chlorophyta; Trebouxiophyceae; Coccomyxaceae
Exons: 2
Coding region: 1-342 (113 amino acids)
Source: RefSeq, a predicted model, not a curated record
AUGGAGUGCAGCGGGGCGCUGUGUCUAGAACUCCAGGACACUGCCGCAACCGCUGGGCCCGUGGUCUCCUUUGAGGCCCGUUAUGGGUUGCUCUGCCACGUGAGCCAGGUUGUGGUCUUCCAGGACAGCCUGACCCCUCUCGGCAAGCAGUUGGUCAGGGAGAGAUGCGAAGAGCACUGCAUAGAGCGCAUUCACCUGCCGCAAGACCGCAUCGCACCUUUCUGGGAGCGGCAGUGCAUGGUGGUCUCCGUGCAUGAUGUUGCCUUUGAGCGGAUGGACUGGUUCCAGGGCGAGCCCGACAUGAUCAACGAGGGCUGCAUUCAGAAUCAGCACCCCCUGUGA